This is a messenger RNA of Geosmithia morbida, 1809 nucleotides long. Its product is annotated as tRNA pseudouridine38-40 synthase. The transcript has 3 exons. Gene Ontology annotation, cellular component: nucleus. Lineage: Eukaryota; Fungi; Ascomycota; Sordariomycetes; Hypocreales; Bionectriaceae. Gene Ontology annotation, biological process: tRNA pseudouridine synthesis; mRNA pseudouridine synthesis. The coding region runs from base 1 to 1809 and encodes 602 amino acids. The record is from RefSeq and is a predicted model, not a curated record. Gene Ontology annotation, molecular function: RNA binding; pseudouridine synthase activity.
AUGGCCGGUACCCAGGACCCUCCAGCUGACAGCCAGCCGCGCCCCAAUGCUGCUGGCGACGCGCCCGAUGAUGCGUCUGGGUCUGCGGCAGACGAGCAGCGGCAGCAGCAGCAGCAAGAGUACAGGAAUCCUCGACACAGCGGUCACAAGCGAUCAAGGAUGGGCAAGAACCGAGAAAAGGGUCGGGCGGAGUGGGAAAAGGGCCGAGCAGCAGACUACCACGAGCGCAAGCGUCGCAAGGUGAACAAGGACGGCGAGGAGAUCCCUCCCAAGCCUAACCCCUUCUUCACCGAGGAGGAGAUCGCGGCCGAGGAGAAGCGGCCGAAGCGCAAGGUGGCCGUCAUGAUCGGCUACUCGGGCACGGGAUACCGGGGGAUGCAGAUCAACGGCGACGAGGCCACCAUCGAGCGUGACCUGUUCCGGUCCUUCAUCCGUGCCGGCGCCAUCUCCAAGGCCAACGCCAACGACCCGCGCAAGUCGAGCCUGGUGCGCUGCGCCCGCACCGACAAGGGCGUGCACGCGGCCGGCAACAUCAUCAGCCUCAAGCUCAUCGUCGACGACCCCGGCGACAGCGGCGCCGUAGACCCGACCCUCGUCGACCGCAUCAACGGCCACCUGCCCGACCAGAUCCGCGUCUGGGGCAUCCAGCGCACGAACAACUCCUUCAGCUGCUACCAGGGCUGCGACUCGCGAUGGUACGAGUACCUCAUGCCCAGCUACUGCCUGCUGCCGCCCCACCCGAACACGUACCUGGGCAGGAUGGUGCCGGAGCUGGCGCGCGAGAACGGCUACGCCGACACCCUGGCCGAGCUGGACGCCGACGUCGCCGACUUCUGGGCCGCGGUCGAGGAGGAGGACAUCAAGCCCGUCCUCGACAGCCUGGACCCAGACAUCAGGUCCCAGGUCCUCGAGCGGGUGCACGCCGCCGACGAGGAGAGCGAGGAGCAGGAGCAGGAGCAGGAGCAGGAGCAGGAGCAGGAGCAGGGUGACGAGGAAGACGGCAGGGCCGGCAAGACCAUGGAGCCCCAGACGGGCAUCGCCCUCGAGACCUUCCAGCCGAAGAAGCGCCAGCUGGGACCGCUCGACUUCGCCCUCCGCGACCUCAAGGCCGCGUACGUGGGCGCCAAGCGGCGGUACCGCGUGUCCGGGGGCCGCCUCGCGCGCCUGCAGGCCGUCCUGUCCCGCUACGAGGCCACGCACAACUUCCACAACUACACGGUGCAGAAGUCCUUCGACGACCCCUCGGCCAAGCGCCACAUCAAGUCGUUCGUCGUCAACCCCACGCCCAUCAUCAUCGGCGACACCGAGUGGCUGUCCCUCAAGGUCCACGGCCAGAGCUUCAUGAUGCACCAGAUCCGCAAGAUGGUCGGGCUGGCCAGCCUGAUGGUCCGGUGCGGCACCCCGCUCGAGCGCGUCGACGAGAGCUACGGGCGCCAGAAGAUGGCCAUCCCCAAGGCCCCCGGCCUGGGCCUCCUGCUCGAGCGGCCCGUGUUUGAGCAGUACAACAAGAGGGCCACCGAGUCCCUCGGCAGAGAGACGAUCGACUUUUCCAAGUACGAGGAUAAGCUGCUGGCUUUCAAGAAUGAGCACAUCUAUAACCGCAUCUUCGAGUCCGAGGAGCGCGAGAAUGCUGUCGACAGCUUCCAUGCCUUCUUCAACCAGAUUGACCAGUUCAAGCAGAACCACUUUCUGUGGGUCACGGCCGGCGGUAUGAAGUCGGCCGUCAUCUCCAAUACCAAGGAGCAGCAGAAUGUCGAUCAACAGCUGGGCGACGAGGACGAGGAGGAUCCCGAGGGUGGAGAGGGUUAG